Messenger RNA from Solenopsis invicta (red fire ant), 6273 nucleotides. RefSeq names its product active breakpoint cluster region-related protein (gene RhoGAP1A). The record is from RefSeq and is a predicted model, not a curated record. Gene Ontology annotation, cellular component: membrane. The transcript has 13 exons. Gene Ontology annotation, molecular function: guanyl-nucleotide exchange factor activity; GTPase activator activity. NCBI's taxonomy places the organism in Eukaryota, Metazoa, Arthropoda, Insecta, Hymenoptera, Formicidae. The coding region runs from base 379 to 3645 and encodes 1088 amino acids. Gene Ontology annotation, biological process: positive regulation of GTPase activity; intracellular signal transduction.
CGAACGCGCGGGCGAUUGAUCGAAGUCGUCGAUUCUCAUUGACGAGCGGCGCGCGAGGUCCGCAGGUGUGCCCCGACAGAUAAUUGUGGCAUGAGAGAAAGAGAGCGAGGACGUGUGUAGAUAAGGGUGAAACCCCCUGUGCCGUGGCCAGUGAUAGUGUCGCAAUGUAUUCGCCCAAGCGUUUAUUAGUCACGUGUGAGCGAUCUCUGUGUGUAUACGUGUGCGCAAAAGAGUAGGUUUUAUUUCGUUCAAUUGACAUCCUGAAGGGGUCUGAUGAUUCAUCGUGUAUCAGGCUAGAGUAGCCAAGGUUUUUUUUUACGAGUCUCUGAUCUAGUUCCCGAGAGAACUGGAAGUGAAUUUUUGGAAAGUAAUAAACGGAUGAUUGUAGAUUGUGCGAUUGCGGAUGCAACCUUGCGUUACGACUGGGUUGUGAUUGCAGUGAAGUGUCGCAAUGUUUACCAGGUCACAGCUUUGAGAGAAGAACUUGAAAAGGAAGAGUUUUAUGUGGAAUAUUUAGAGAGAUUACUAGCCGACGUCGAACGGCACAAGCAGCUGGCUAACAAUACCGGCGCGAAUACGAAUACAUCUGAGAAUAAACAGGAAACGGCAGCGGAAACGCAGUCUCAACAGGAUUCUCAGGUAUCGGAAAGCGGCUUGGCGGAUCCUUUAAACUCGCCGAGUACACAAAACGUCGAACCGUUCGCUCCCACUUUGACGGACCGAGAAGAUAUUAGUAAGUUUCAAGACAAGUGCGUGUCCGAAUUGAGCUCCACCCUCGGCACAGCUGGCAAACGACCCAGGAGCGAAAUCCCAAGGAGUCCCGAGAAAGUGCCUGAACUUAGAAGAAACAGUGAUCCAGAUGUGCCAAGUAAUUAUGUUACAGUGAUCGAAGUCACCGGAAGUUCGAAGAAAGACAAAAACGAGGAAUCUCUUAAGGAAGAAGACGAGAAAGACUUAGAAAAGGCUAUCAACGAAGAUGAUGAAGAUGGCGACGCAGAGGCAUCGGAGGAGGAGCCUUAUUACGAUUCAGUAGCCUUGGACCAAACUGGGGAGUAUGUUUACAUUGACGCGCGCGUUCCCACUGUCAACAGUAAUAAUAAUGGUAACAAGGCGGCGACUCGAAGACCACCCUCGCUGCCAGAUUCGCCGGGCAAUCAGAGUAAUUAUGUCAACAUCGAUUAUUUUAUACAACACAGAGCGGCGAUGGACAGCGAAGACGAGGAGGGUGCCAGUCCGGCACCCCCGAUUUUGCUGCGUGCUCUCAGCACGGAUAACGAAACCGGCAGUAGCGAUGCCGAACCACUGAGUUUGAGCGAGGGUAGUUUGGAAUCGCCGACCCCGACGACGCCGCGCAGACAAGAAAAGAGCAAGGAGCGCGAGGACGAUAGGACGUCGAUGGUCAAGUGUAUCGUGAACUCGGUAGUGGAGAGCGAGGCUGUAUAUGUCGAAUGCUUAACUGUGAUGUUACAAUAUAUGAAAGCUAUUAGGGCAACUUUAACGACAUCUCAACCGGUUAUUUCGGAAGAGGAAUUUGGCACAAUGUUUUACAAGAUCCCGGAAUUGCAUGGUCUGCAUCAGACAUUUCUGGACGGUCUUCGAAAGAAGGCGGAAAAGUGGGAUAAUAAGACUACUAUAGGAGAACAAUUUAAGAUUAUGGCCAGUAAUAUAGGAUUAUAUGGUGCGUUUUUGCAUAAUUACGCUCGCGCGACCGAUACCGUGCGACGGUGCUCCGCUCAUUCCACUCAAUUCGGAGAGAUUACUAGAGAUAUAAGACUCAGGGGCUUCCCAAAGGGCCCGGGUUUGUCUCUGGAGGAUUUGUUACAUAAGCCAGUUGCUCGAGUGCAAAAGAACGCUUUAGUUUUACACGAUCUUCUCAAACAUACGUCAGUUAAUCAUGCAGACCAUGCGCCUCUGUCAGAAGCUCUCGCUAUGACCAGGAAUUUCCUAGAUGAAUUCAAUAUCAUUCAAACGAAGUCUAUGUUUCCGAGUCACGAUAGAGCUCAACGAAGAUUGGUAAAAAAUUCAUUUGUAGUCGAGCUCUCGGACAGUCACAGAAAGCUGAGACAUCUAUUUCUCUUUAACGACGUGAUCGCCUGUGCGAAGUACAAAGCGUCUGGCAGGGAUAAGUUUACGUUUGAACUGAAAUGGUACGUGCCGGUGGCAGAAGCCGCUGUUACCGAAGACGGCAUAGAACCGCGCGAAGCCAGCCCUGCUAAUGUGGUAGCUUUAAGGUCGCAAGCGUGUACAGUACGCGAUCAAAUUUUAUGGGAAGAACGAAACGACGAAAAACGGAUCAGAAUAGGUGGCAGAGGUUCAGAGAAGAAUCGAAAGAAGCUCGCCGAACUUGAGGCUCAACUGGUAUUGGCCUCACCGAACUUAGUCCUGCGCGUCGCGCACAAAAGUCAACAGAAUCGAGUACAAAAUUCUUACACCUUCUUCUUGUCUAGCGAGUUUGAGCGUUCCCAAUGGGUAGAAGCGGUGGAGGCGUUACAACAGGGCGGACAGCCUCCAGGACAGCUGCCACUGUCGAUGUACGAACUGCAGGCGUGGGUUACCGCCUGUCGAACGUAUUUGCAGACCGACAUGGGCAGCUAUCUGCUGAGAUCAGGACGCGACGAAAGCUUGCUGCUAGGUGAUCUUCAUCUGACGCUGCUCGGUUUGACUCCGCCAGGUUUAGACAGAGUGGGUGAUCUCUAUAUCAUCGUAGAAGUUGACAGCUAUGGACACUACUUCAAGAGAGCGCGAAGUCGCAUCGCCAGGGGUCAAGCUCCAAUUUGGGGCGAGACUUUUGUAGUAGAGUUGGAGGGAAGUCAGAACGUGAGGAUCUUGUUGUACGAGGAAUGUGGCACACGCUCGGUAUUGCGAGGCAAGUGCAUUCAGCGGUUGAGCAGAUCUUGGCUUCAAUCUGAUCAGGUGGAAAGGUUGCUAAAUCUGGGACCCGCGACGUUGGACGUGGCGUUGCGUUUUGUUCCCAGCGAGGUCACUCUGAGGCGAGUGCCGUCGGCCAAACCACAAGGCUUAUUCGGCGCCAAGAUCCAACAAGUUUGCAAACGAGAGAAACGCGACGUGCCUUUCAUAAUAACAGCAUGCGUGCGAGAGGUAGAGAAACGUGGCGUUGGCGAAGUAGGCUUGUAUCGCGUUUCUGGUUCCGCGUCCGAUGUGGCGAGGCUGCGCAAGUCGUUCGAGAGUAAUUCGUACGAAGCGGAGCAGCUACUUAAAGAGGUGGACGUGCACUCAGUGACGGGCGUGUUAAAGCUAUAUCUACGCGAGAUGCCGGAGGCGUUGUUCACCGACGCCCUUUAUCCGGCAUUUCUAGAAGCCUUCCAAACAGGCGACUUAUCACGGGGUGCCGCUCUGCGCCGCGUUUACGAGGGCCUGCCUGCUGUCAACAAAGCGGUGAUCGACUUUUUGCUAGCGCACCUGGCUCGUGUGAACAAGCACGAAGCACAGAACAAGAUGUCGCUGCACAAUCUGGCCACAGUGUUUGGACCCACGUUGCUGCGACCUGGCACCAGUAAUUCGCGCAACGAUUCCAAGAGCCGCGAUCUUCUCGCUGCCGGCACCGUCGACGUGAUGGCGCAAGCCGGCAUUCUUUACUGCUUCAUGCAGUUACAUAUGCAACAACAAAACAAUCAAUCUCUCUAGUCGACAAAGUCCCCUGAUCCUGAACGCGAUUAACGUUGCCGUACGAUUUGAGAUCAAAAUAGAUAAUCGGCAACGCAUUUUCUUCCUGACGAAGCAAACGUCGAAAAGACGAUGUAACGGUGUCUGAAGAACAGCCUGGUAAUUCAUUCGGUAUCGUUAUACUUAAUCUUACAAAUAUUUUAUUUUGAAAAUGUAAUAUCUGUUCUUAUUAUAUGCCAUAAUGUGUUACAUCAUUUAGGUAACAAUAAUUUACGUAAUGCAUAACUGCGCUGCCAAAUAAGGAUAAAUCAGAAGCUUUUCAUUUAAUUUAAUUAAACAUUUUUUUUUAUUAAGUGCAAUAUCAUUUUUUUAUAAAUUUUAAUAAAAUGACUAAGUUUUUCUUUUCCUUUUUUUUUAUUAAUAUAAUUUCAUUGAUUAAAUCGAGAGAAGACAUAAUCACCAAUUUCCGUCCUUCAAACACCUGUCAGAUGUCUUUUAUAUUGUGCGCUGACACAAUAAUCCAUUUGUAUCGUUGGUCUCUUUGUAGACAGUUUCGCGUGAUGUAUCUCUUUUCGCGAUCCUAAGAUAGAGUCUGGAAAUAUAUUAAAAGCAAAUAGAGUGGCUUUGACGAAACCCUCCGCAAGAUGAAACUCCUAUACUCCAUACGCGUGCAAAGUAAUGUAGCCGAGCUGCUCUUAUAGAACGUAUAUAAAGCGUAAUAUUAAUAAUAAUAUAUAUAAAUACAUAUAUCUUUUUUUACUUUUGAGGUUUAUAAUAUAUUUUCUACUAUUGUCUGAGCGUGUGAAUAUCGCUCGCGCAUAAUCAAAUUGAUGAUGACCUUUCCUGAGAUGAGAUUUUUCGAGAUAAUGAGGAGCGUGAAAUGGUGCAGAAAUUUCAGGUGAGAAAUUGGCCAAAGAGGGGAUUAGAUAAGUCAAAGCAAAUCGGUAAGAAUGUUAUAUUAUCUUUGUAUAUUAAAAAUAUCCUGAAAAUUUAUAAAGAGAAGAAAAAGAAGAGAGAUUCGUUAAAGAGUGAGAGUUUUUUAAGGGAGAAUCUAAAAUAAUAAAUUUUGUAUAAAGUCUGAGACCGAAGCUUUUAAAGCCUGAAAUUUGUGUACUGAAUAUGCAAUUUGGUGCGCCUGUGCUCUAGAAAAUAAGUACUUUUUCACGUGACGUGUGUUCCUAGCAGAGAAUCUAAAUCUUUUUAUACGAGCCCUUUUGUAUAUCCGUUGCAGGAAGCAACCUAUUGCCCUAAGUAAUAUGGAUACUGUACUCAAACGAUAGUGUACGACAUCACACAGAAAUAUUACAACAUUUGGAGAAUGAGAUAAAGAACGAGAGAGAGGGAGAGAACGAAGGAGAGAAAGAGAUUUAGAGAGUGAUUUGUUCUUCCUUGAAGAUUCUGCGGAAUUCAGGAAACGACGUUCCUCACAAUGUGCAAAAAUCUGUUAUACAUGUGUAAUGUAAUAAUCGUCCAUUCCAUUUGCUCGAGUUCUCUAUGAAGAAUCGAAUUUGACAGAUCGAAGCUUCGCGCGAAGAAGCUCGAAGUUUUGACCCAAAAAGACAUACGACUGCAAGAAAGAAGCCCUCCUUAUUCCGUCAGAGUGGUAUUUUUCGACAGUAAUUUUGAUCAAUGUGUGUCCAUUUUUACUACUGUCUAAAUGCAGCUUAAUGAGACGCCAAAGAGAGAAAGGUACGUUCCCACAUGUAUAGAGUGUUGUGAAAAUCGUAAUUUAUAUAUUUUUUUAAAUGCAAUUUUUUUACGGAAAAAGAAAGUGUGGAAUUAAUUUGUUUUUGCACAAGAGACUGUUUUUCCCGAAAAAAUCUAUAUUUAAAUCAAUAAAUUUUUCUGUUUUUCUUAGAUCUUUCAAAUUAAUUGUCUCGAAGAGAAAGUGCGCGAGAAAAAGAUUUGAAUAUAUCCUGAAGUUCUUUUCUUUUUUUUACAAAAUACUGCUAAUUUGGUUAACGUUAUGAUUUUUGGAACGCUCUAUAGUAAAAAAAAAAAAAUUAUACCGUAGUCGAUAAAACGAGAGACAAAACACAAACACGCGAGUUUGGCGAUGUAACAAGUGAACAGAAUUCAGUACAGUAUCUUGCGUUAUACCAAGCUGUCUGCAUCUUGUGUAAAAGAGAAGAAAAAAACGUAAAAAAGUCAAGUCUGACGAAAGUGUUCGAUAAAAAUAACGACAUGUAAGAAGUAUUAAAUUGUUUAUGCUUGAACAAAAUAGGCAACUAUUGUAUCUCGUGCGUAUGAAGGCAAUCGCGUGCGUGUUUGUGCUUGUUUGUUUUGUAUGCGUGUAUUAUCCCACCCUUUCCCCGUGUAUGUAUCAUACCGUAAAAAGAGAUACCGCAUAUACUAAGAUUAAUUUUGAUAUUGUCGUUUUCAAAGGAACGUCCGCCUUUUUUUGUACAUUGUACGAAGUGUAAAAACGAGUUUCCUUGAUUAUUAUUUGUGUUAUUAUUAAUAUUAUUAUAAUAUUAAUAUUAUUACUCCACAUAUAUAUAGUAUAUAUACGAGAUAAUUAUUGCGUCACAACUAUUUGUUACAAGAUUUGAUCAAGCUAGCUUGUUCGCAGCGAAAUGCGUACUGUACUGCCAAAAAGUGAAGAAACACACUUAAAGUGGAUAAAUAUACUGAAAGUUUAUAAACUUU